This is a messenger RNA of Cuscuta campestris, 2241 nucleotides long. The record is from the annotation of a GenBank genome assembly. Lineage: Eukaryota; Viridiplantae; Streptophyta; Magnoliopsida; Solanales; Convolvulaceae.
AUUAUACUUGGUUGCUUUUUUGUUGCUGUUGUGAAUCAUUUAAAAAACAUUCAAUAAUGCAACUUCUUCAUCGGUUUAAUACUUUCAUAUAUUCUUGAUAUUCAAAUAUAAUUCUUGCAGGUUGGGCCACAAUGUUAUCUGCUUUUGAAUCCACAAUAAGUCGUCUCUUCUCUUUCUUUGAAGUAUAUAUUGAACUGACUGAUGUUGGUCAUGAUCAUUUUGAGGAAAUUGUAGGACUGCUUUUCAAUUAUAUUCACCUCGUUCAAGAAACUGGUGCCUGCAAAUGGAUAUUUGAGGAGAUCUCAACUACUUGUGAAACUGAUUUCCAUUAUCAAGACAAGGUUUCGCCCAUUCGUUAUGUUGUUUCUAUCGCAUCAAGUAUGCAGGAUUACCCUGCAAGUGAUUGGUUGGUGGGAUCAUCUGUAGUUUCAAAAUUCAGCCCAAAAAUUAUUGAAACAGUACUCAAUGAACUUACUCCACAUAAUGUUAGAAUCUUUUGGCAAUCUCCAAAAUUUGAGGGACAUACAAACUCUACAGAGCCUUGGUAUGGGACUGCAUAUUCUUCCGAGAAAUUAACUGGCUCUACUAUUAAGCAAUGGAUGAAAAAUGCUCCUCAUGAUGAUUUGCAUCUUCCUGCUCCCAACUUGUUCAUUCCUACUAAUCUUUGUCUUAAGAGCAUCCCAGAAAAGAUCAGUGCUCCAUUUUUAUUGAGAAAAUCCGUGUAUUCAAGAUUGUGGUACAAGCCAGAUACAUCAUUCUCUACACCAAAAGCAUGUAUUGUAUUAGACUUCAGAUGUCCCAACUGUGGAAUAUCUCCUGAAUCAACUGUUCUUACUAACAUUUUCCUACGACUAGUGAUGGAUGACUUAAAUGAAUACGCCUAUGAUGCUCAUAUCGCCGGUCUUGCUUAUUCUAUAAGUAGCAGCUUUUCCGGUUUCCAGGUAUCUGUUGGUGGAUACAAUCAAAAAAUGACAAUCUUGCUGGAAAAAGUAAUUGACAAACUUCUAAACCUUGAAGUCAAACAUGACAGAUUCUCUGUUAUAAAAGAAUUGGUGACCCUAGAAUACAAAAACAUCAAGUGCGAACAGCCAUAUGAGCAAGCAAUGUACUACUGCUCGUUGACACUUGAAGAGAAAACAUGGUCUUGGAAUCAUGAACUGGAAGUACUUCCUUCUCUUGAUGUUGAUAGUCUUGCCAGAUUUUACCCUUUGCUGCUCUCAAGAACUUUUCUGGAAUGCUACGCAACAGGAAACAUGGAGUCAAAGGAAGCAGAAUCAAUGAUCCAACGUAUUGAAGAUUUACUUUACAAGGGCCCACAUCCUAUCUCUCGGGCUUUAUUCGCGUCUGAGCAUUUAACAAGCCGAGUCAUUGAGUUGGGACAAGGCACACCAUAUUUGUAUGCUACAGAAGGACUAAAUCCAAGUGAUGAGAAUUCUGCAUUCUUACAUUAUAUUCAGAUUGGUCUUGAUGAGUUUGAGCUGAAUGUGAAACUCCAGCUUUUUGUAAUGAUAGCACAACAACCGGCCUUUGACCAAUUGAGAUCUGUUGAACAGCUUGGUUACAUUACUUCACUUUCUCGGAGGUUUGAUUUUGGAGUUCGCGGAUUGCAAUUUAUUGUUCAAUCAUCGGCUAAGGACCCGGGAUAUGUUGAGUCCCGAGUUAGGGCGUUUGUCAUCAUGCUCAAGAGUAAGCUGUUAUACAUGUCUGAAGAUGAAUUUAAGAAAAAAGUCAAUGCACUUAUUGAUGUGAAGCUUGAGAAGUUCAAGAAUUUAUGGGAGGAGACUAAUUUUUACUGGUGGGAAAUAUCUGGUGGCACUUAUAAAUUCAAUAGAAUACCAAUGGAGGUUGAAGCACUGAAACAAGUGACCAAAACGGACUUGAUCGGUUUCUUUGACGAGUACGUAAGUGUCGAUUCCCCUAAGAGGAAGGCGUUGAGCGUGCGAGUGUAUGGAAGCUCUCAUUCCUCAGAGUACAAAGCCGAGAAAACCGAGCCAGCGGGGCCCGACUUUGUCCGAAUCGAGGAUGUUUUCAGCUUCAGGAGAUCUCGCCCUGUCCAUCCUUCGUUUCAUGGAUACCAUGGGGACAUGAAAUUCUAAGUAUUUAUCUCUAGUUUCAGCCAGUAAUGCUUUGGAGAUUUCCACUUGAUAUAUACUUUAUAUGCAUCUAUUAAGGAGCACAAUAACUGGUCCAUUCACUAUUCCACUUUACAGCCAUGUAUGAAAUUAAACAAUUUAAAAGUUU